Drosophila sulfurigaster albostrigata is the source of this 834-nucleotide messenger RNA. Its product is annotated as fibroleukin-like. The transcript has 3 exons. NCBI's taxonomy places the organism in Eukaryota, Metazoa, Arthropoda, Insecta, Diptera, Drosophilidae. The record is from RefSeq and is a predicted model, not a curated record. The coding region runs from base 133 to 660 and encodes 175 amino acids.
GAAGAAAUUAAGGAAUUGCAAUCACAAAAUGCAAAAACUGAACCACUUAAAAAUAACAUAACUACUUAUAAACAGUCAUCCAGUUGUUUUGGCAAAUCGACGGCGCUUCAUACGAUCCGAGUUCCCAUAACAAUGACAGUUUCAUGUGAAUCGAGCUUGCCUGAAGCUGGAACUGGAUGGACUGUUAUACAGCGACGUAAGGAUGGUAGUGUGGAUUUUAAUAAAACCUGGUUAGAGUACAAAGAAGGUUUUGGAGAUCUGCGUGGAGAAUUCUUUAUUGGACUCGAGAAGCUUCACUUGCUAACACAAUCCCAGCCCCAUGAAUUAUAUAUAUCCCUUGAGGACUUUUCUAAUGAAACACGAUAUGCCAGAUACGACAACUUUGUUAUUGGUAACGAGACAGAUUUAUAUAGAAUAAUAGAACUUGGAACAUAUUCAGGCGAUGCUGGCGACUCAUUAGAGGUUCACAAAUAUUAUAAAUUUUCAACAGCCGAUAAAGAUUCUACCUAUGAAAAGUGUGCAUCCUAUUUCAGUUCAGGCUGGUGGUUUGUCGAUAACGGUUGCUACACUUGCAAUCUUAAUGGACAAUAUGUAGAAGAAGACAUUGGAGAGAAACUGAUGGAAUUGAAUGGAGAGAAUGGAAAAUGGAUCAACUUUUGAAAUUUACACAAAUGAUGAUAAGGCCAAUAUCUGAAAGUAUUGCCUUUAAUUAACAAUUUACAACUUUGACUGUUGCGGAUGGAAACAUUGAACAAAUUGUUUCACAUUGCAACUAUGCAACUAUAUUUUGUAUCAGAUAAUAUUCACAUGAGUUUACAUUUUAAAUCUUAACAU